CAUUUCCUUGCUCCUUGCUCCAGUGCCUCGCAGACCGGUCAAUGCGUGCCAGUGGAACCAGGUGCACGACGUCGCCCGAAUGCGACGCCAGCGUCGGUGUGCUGCGGUGGAUGAUGCUGUGAGAUGCGAGCGCCGGCGUCUGGAGGCCCAAGGACGAGGCCUAGGAGCUGUCAAGAUGCAUGAGGCCCUGACCUUGUCCUACCAGAGCAAGAAUAUCGGGGAGGUUGGUGUUUCUGGCUUCGAGCCAUGCACGUGCAAGUAGCCACGUCCUUUCGCUUAGGUAGCAAACAAAUACUGCUGCAGGA
This is a messenger RNA of Trichoderma citrinoviride, 305 nucleotides long. RefSeq lists its product as hypothetical. The record is from RefSeq and is a predicted model, not a curated record. The transcript has a single exon. NCBI's taxonomy places the organism in Eukaryota, Fungi, Ascomycota, Sordariomycetes, Hypocreales, Hypocreaceae. Bases 80 to 262 code for a protein of 60 amino acids.